CUAGGACUUAAAUUACCUAUUAGAACAUGGAAGUACAAUUAAGAAAUCAAUGUGAUAUCAAUAUUAUUGAAGUGGCAAGUUUGGAGCAAGAUAAAGAUCAGCCGGAUGAUGUAGAAACAACAAAAGUUAAACGGAAUAAAAAGAAGUCGAUCACACAACACUUGUUGAAGUGCUUUGACAACUUCAAUCUGAGCUCGAAGGAGGUUAACGAGAGAGAAAGAACUCCAAUCGAAAAAAUAGUCUGGCUUAUUAUGUUUUUACUAUGUUUCUCGUAUUGCGGUUGCCUAAUUUGGAAGUCUUAUUGGAAAUGGAUGAAGAGCCCCGCCAUCGUUCUAUUAACUGAAAACGCCGAUUCAAUAUAUAAGAUUCCAUUCCCAGCGGUAACGGUGUGUCCAGAAAGGAAAAUAAAAUCGAGUGUAUUUUCUUUUACACAGUACAAUGACCUCUACGAGAACAAUAAAACGUACGGAAACUUUACAGAAAAACAGCUGCACAUGUACCAAGAUAUGAACCUAAUUUGCGAUUUUGAUACUAAAUUAGAAGGGCAAAGAUUCUCACUUGGCAAUGAGACUGUGAGCAAUAUAAGAAAGGCUUCACCAGAAUUAUCUAGUGUCAUACUAAGAUGUAAUUGGAAGGGUAAAGGAAGAUGGUGUCAGAAAAUGUUUACACCCAUUCUCACUGAAGAAGGAGUCUGCUAUACUUUUAAUACGAUUGGACCCGAAGAUUUAUUUCAAACUGAUAACUUGAACACCGAUUACAAGUACAUGUACAGUUUGAGUAGAACAAGAUUGAAUGGGUGGACACCAAAAGAAGGGUACGCUCGCGACGCUCCGGAAACAACAUACCCAGAGAGAAGCAUUGGUGCUGGUGCAAAAGCCGGUUUAAAACUAUUCUUGGGCGAGGAUGUAGAAGGUUUAGACACGGCCUGCAUGGGAAUGGUAUCAGGGUUUAAGAUAUUACUUCAUCACCCAACCGAGCUACCGCGUCUUUCACAGCAGUACAUUCGAAUUCCAAUUUACGAAGAAGUAACAAUAGCUUUCACACCAAAGAAAAUAGUUACAUCCAACGGAUUAAGAGUUUUUCCUCCAGACAGACGUCAGUGCUAUUUUACGGGAGAACGCAACCUGAAAUAUUUUAAACUGUACACGCAAUCCAAUUGUGAAUUUGAAUGCUUGACCAAUUUUACUUAUGCGAGGUGUGGUUGUGUAGGUUUUAGUAUGCCACAUGGUCCUGAUAUGAAGAUAUGCAAUAUUGGAAGUCGAAAUUGCUCAAACAACGCAGAAAUUGAACUAUAUCUGUUGAGAGUUAACAGUAAGUUGGAACCAGGAAGUAGUAACGUUACGGUUGAAGAAGCAAUUCAAGUUGCUAACGACUGCAUGUGUCUGUCCACUUGUACUUCAAUAUCGUACGAGUCAGAAAUAUCGCAGCUAGAACUUGACACAGAUCAGAAGCAUCUCACACAAAUUACAUCUGCCAUUCAAUUACUCGUUUUUAAUAAAUAUAAAAGGUCUAAAGUAUCCACUGUAGUGAUAUUUUUUAAAAGAUCACAAUUCGAUAUAUCAAAACGAUCAGAACUGUACAGCACUUCAGAUAUCCUUGCUAGUUGCGGUGGACUUCUUGGACUCUUCAUGGGAUUUUCUGUGAUCAAUGUCUUCGAAACUUUAUACUUCUGUAUUCUGAGGGCUUACCGUCAGCGGCAAAUUGAAGCUAAAAAUCGUGUUGAUUCUAAUGAAGACGAAUGUUCAGUAGAGAAAUAUUGA
Maniola jurtina (meadow brown) is the source of this 1760-nucleotide messenger RNA. RefSeq names its product pickpocket protein 28-like. Gene Ontology annotation, biological process: sodium ion transmembrane transport. The transcript is spliced from 14 exons. NCBI's taxonomy places the organism in Eukaryota, Metazoa, Arthropoda, Insecta, Lepidoptera, Nymphalidae. Gene Ontology annotation, molecular function: ligand-gated sodium channel activity. Gene Ontology annotation, cellular component: membrane. Bases 27 to 1760 code for a protein of 577 amino acids. The record is from RefSeq and is a predicted model, not a curated record.